GCGCCAAUCAUGCAUUCAAGAACCUACCUGCUAUUAGAGCGGGAUUAUGAGGAUCUGCAGGAGACCCCGCUCUAUGGUAUUUCUGUAAGACCAGCAGAGGACAACUUCCUGAGCUGGAUAGCCAAGGUCCGAGGGCUGAAAGACUCCCUCUGGGAAGGGGCUGCUCUCCAGGUCUCCUUGUCAUACACAGAAGAAUACAACUACGUCCCCCCAACUGUUAUAUUCAACACCAUCCCAUUUCACCCAAAUGUCGAUCCAAGAACCGGACAGCCUUGUGUCGAUUUCCUGGACAAGCCGUCAGACUGGAACCCGCGAUACACCAUGAGCUAUGUGCUGCUGGCCAUCCAGGUUCUACUUUCCAAUCCCGUGCUGGAAGAUGUUGUUAAUUUGGAGGCCGCAGACGCUCUGCUGAACAGACCCGAGGAGUACAGACAGAUGGUGCUGAACUGUGUGGAGAUCAGCAGACAGAUUGAUGCUGGUUCAGUUCAAGAUUACGCACCGGUUAGGAAGACAUCGCCCAUGGAGAUAACACCUGCACAGAGGAAGAUAAAAGCCAUUUCUUUUGAAGAUUAUCACAAAAUUUGGAAUGAAAUCGCAACAUCAUCAGAAACUGAAGACUUGAAAGCAGCAAAUACAACAUCAUUAUCCGAGGGCUCAUUGGCAGGAGAACAGGAGCAAUCCCAUCCAUACAGCCAGAGAGUGAAGAAGACCCUCACAGCUGUGUGUUCUGCAGGUUGUCGGAGAACUGCGGCGUCGACUUCCUGGGACACUCCGAGCCACGUACAAGCCAGAGAUCUGAUGUCCACGGAGAUGCUGCAACGUGGUUCUGUGGGUCCGGCCGUGACGGAGAACCUCGGGAAGAGGAAGUGGACCACCUGGUGGCCUGGACUAAUACACUGAGUUCUCAAUCACUAGAAGACUGAGGAGGGGGGAGGGGGGCUAGAACCAGCCAACGGA
Molecule: messenger RNA, 957 nt
Organism: Nanorana parkeri
Lineage: Eukaryota; Metazoa; Chordata; Amphibia; Anura; Dicroglossidae
Gene: UBE2U
Product: ubiquitin conjugating enzyme E2 U (putative)
Exons: 9
Coding region: 10-900 (296 amino acids)
Source: RefSeq, a predicted model, not a curated record